Messenger RNA from Cotesia congregata, 1110 nucleotides. The record is from the annotation of a GenBank genome assembly. NCBI's taxonomy places the organism in Eukaryota, Metazoa, Arthropoda, Insecta, Hymenoptera, Braconidae.
AUGAUGCCAUCUCUCAUACCGUUCAGUGUUCGUGAUAUUUUGAAUGAAAAUCAUAUCGAUACGAUGGAUUCGUACAAUUCCCAUGGCCAGACAUCCCACAAUUAUAAUUUGUCACAGGAUUAUUAUGGAUACAAUUCAACUCCGGACAAUCAUUGGGACAUGAUUGAUAAGUACAAAGAGCAAUUGCCCUCCUCCAAUCACCAAAUAAAUAAUCAAAACUAUUCCGACUUGAGCGGGAUGCAGCAGCAACAACCCUUGGGACAUAUUCAAACUUCUUAUCAAGAAAAUACUCACGUUGAAGAUGGAAAUAUCGUGACGUCUAGUAAAACAGAGUUGAGGAAAAAUCAGUCUGGAAAAAGAACCAAAAGAAAACCCCGGGUUUUAUUUUCUCAAGCUCAAGUUUAUGAAUUGGAGCAGCGUUUUAAACAGCAACGUUAUCUGAGUGCCCCAGAACGCGAAGUGUUGGCGUCAACUUUGAAGCUCACGAGUACUCAAGUCAAAAUUUGGUUCCAAAAUCGCCGAUACAAGAACAAACGAGCCCGAAUCGAAGACGCCGAAAAACACGUACAAUCUCAUAACAUUAAAAAUCAACCACCAGUUAAGAAAAUAAACGUUCCUGUGUUGAUAAAGGAUGGAAAAUUGAACACUCGUGAUUCUGGAGGGGUAAAUUACUGGAGCAGUGGAUUCAGACCUGAUCACAUAAGUUCCCAAGACAUUCAACCCGAUUUUUGUCACGUUAAGUUGAGCCCUGACUACAGGCUAAAUGACGUACGACAAGACUCGACGAGUAUCUCUACUGAAUUUAAAAAUAAUUUUAGCCCCAAUCAAGAUAUUAAUCGGCACGGUUUUUCCUCAUCAAUCGAUUAUCGAGCCAAUAAUUUUGGUUCUUCGGGAAUGAAAAGCAUUAAGACUGAAUACAAAGACUUUAACGAUAUUUCUUCUAAUUUUACAGAGUUUAAGCCUGUUUCUUCUGAUAACAAUAAAUCAGGCUCGAUAUUUAAUAAUGAAAAUCGUUCUAUUAUGGAUAUAUCGGGGAAUGACUUUGGGUUUUCAAACUACACUAAUCCCUCUAAUUAUCAAAUAAGUUAUGUAUGGAUUCUGACAGGUUGA